AUGUCCGAAUGGCGCCAGAAAGGAUUUGUCCAGGAUUCGGAUGAGGAAGAAGACGAAUCUCAACUCGAGAGCCAGAAUUCCAGGCAAGCUACACGUUCAAAUGGACGCGUCGAGCGCGUUCUUGAGACUGCCAAGCAGCAAGGAAAGCAGGAUGUGAACACAGAUGCAGUGGAGGAUACAGCAGAAGAUACAGGAGGCGGUGCUGGAGCUUUGGAAGAGCUGUCGAGGGCAUACGACCGGGACUCCGUCAGUCACACACCUACGAGACGCACCUCGUCCAGGCGACCAACGCUUUCGCCUUUCACGCCCUUUAGGAGAUCUAUAUCUCGAGAAGAGUCUCUCGAAAGCCCAGAUCCACUCCAAGGCUCGCCGACUCCAACGCAACGAUUGAAGAGAACAGCGCCAUCGUCACAAUUGCUGUCGUCGACCAUACAGCGAAGCUCUCCAGAAGAAAUACAGUUUCGGCCUAAUGCUGCGAUCUCGUCGCCACUCCUUGGUGGGGUCACGGAGCCGGCAAAAAGGCUUUCAGCAGAUGGCAACCUGUACAACAUAAAGACGUCUGCGAUUCUGGGCGAAUUUGGUGUGGCAGCUCUCUCAGACGACUCUGAGGAUGAACUUCACCGAGGCCAGUGCUCAGAUGCGGAGUCGAUGCUCUCAGAUUAUCCUUCGGAUCUAUCAGACACAGAGCCACGACCAGGCAUGUCGUUUGCUGUCCCUCACAGGCGGACUGCUGUUCAGGUGGUCAUUCAUUCGUCAACAGCUCUACAACAUCAACUUGCGGAGGAGGAACUAAGACGCCGUCAAUUUCGUCAGCGAAAACCGAUCCAGUUGCACCCAUAUGCUCUGGAAGGUGAACGAUAUCGCAGAGAAGUACAGAGCCGAGGCCUUAAGCCGGUCCCUCGAGAAAGAUCUUCGCAGCGACGACAGGCUCAGAACGAUACCGAAACGCAGGAAGAAGAAUUCAACCCAUUCAGAAGCUGCUCGAGCAGCCCCCUGGAUGCAGAGAUUUUCGUGUCUACACCUGCUGCUCGACAAUCCAGAGAGGGUAUGCAACCGCGUAGCUCAAUUCGAAGGCCUAUAUCCGAUCCACCAAAACGUAGGUCAUCUGCCAACCAGCUUCGCCUUCCAAAGGCGGCAAAGAGGAGGAGGUUAGACAAUGCUCUAUCCCAAGCUUUGGAUACACCGGCAAGGACUUCAGAAAGCAGUUCUGUCCCUCGUGACAUCUGGUCUGUCCCUCCUCACUCGCCGCCAUACUCGAGUAGUCCUCCAAUCAAUGCGAAGUUGGGCAAGUUGCUCUCGAACAGUAAUGCGGAUAGUCUACCAACACCUUCCAACUCUUCUACUUUCCAAGAUGAGCGUCAACUGUUACCGGAUUCGGACUCCGAUCCUGUUUCUCGCAGCGUGCAGAGGUCUGGCGGAGAGUUGCGCCGUUCAACAAGGACCGUUCAUAGCGACGAUCCGUCCUCCGACUCAGAUGCAAGCAGUGAGUCCGAGCAAGUACAUGGGGAGCUACAGAAAGUCAGCAAGAGGAUUAGAGGCGUCCUUCCAGCAUCUUGGCUUCGAAUCGAUCAACAGGCACAGGAACGACGACAAGCGCCUGCUCGUCAACGAGCUCGCCUGGAUGCUACGUUGUCUCCAGAGCCAGCAGAGCCCCAGAGAGGUGUAGCACAAAGAGUCACGAGGCCUUUUGGUCACUCUACCGGACUUGCUAGACCGGCUACCGCACCAGCAGGCAUCGUGGUCAUAUCGGACGAUUCCGAUCAAGAUAUCGAGCCCUCAGUAUACCGACAAGCCCACGAUGUACACAAAUCAGUGGAAGAUGCUUCCGCUUUGGCUGCGAUGUUCGAUGAUCGCUAUGCCGCAUGUGAUGAUGACUUAGCAAGCAUGGAAUACGACCGGCUGCAACUGCCUACCCUUACUGAGUCUGGCUCAAAGCGAAAGCGGCAGCCGAAAAUCGCAGACGCCUUUGGAAACAUGAAAAGGACGAAGUCUUCAACUGCUGUUUCCAAAAGCAGUCGAUUUGCAAAUCCCAUGCCUGGUCCUUCUAAACACAAGAGUCAAACUGGAUCCAAAAGAGCACAUCGAACCCCACCACCAGCUCUGAGUGUGAUAGAUGCUGAAUUACCACCAAACGUACCUGAAUUUCUCAGACUUGCUAUACGAGCCGCACGUCGUGAUGUCAAUCAAGCUCGUCAAAGCCCUCGUCGCAAGCAGAUCCGAUUGCAUACCGCGCAAGAUACGGAAGAUGCAAACGCUCCCCUCCGACAGUGGCAACAAGGUCGCUUAAAACCCAAGAUCAAACCGACUACAGAUCGACAACAAAGCGACCGUCGACCUCUAGUAGCAACAACGCAUAAUCGGCAGCACACCUUGCGUCACAGUAACCUCGAAAAUAGUGCCAGCGAGGAUGUAGGUAUCGACCUAGUACCAACAAGCUCAAACUCGAGACCACGUGUGCGCAAAGCAGUAGCUCCUGCGCUUCAAUUGCUCCACAGAACUUCAGUCACAGUCAGCAAAGCUCCUCGACAAAAGAUCGUUGCACGAGCCUUCAAUCGUUCUGAGAGUGUGCUUCAGCGUGGCCCACUUCCUCUUAGGGCUGCGCAACUUGAGGGUGACGAGAAAGACUUUGGUCGCAGUCACCGGAAGAUCGCAUUUCAAAGGGGCCUGCAGCAUGUCAACCAACAGUCUAGCAUUCAUCAAACCCCCAAACACUUGUUGAACCCGCAAUUGGCACGUUUUCUCGCCGAUGACGACGCUGUGCUUCCACCACUACCUACGGCCAAGGAAGCUGGGAAGGUUCGAGAGCUUGUAGAGGCCAGCGCUACUGAGACCGUCCUUUCAUCCAGGAAACGCCUUGUACGGAAGCCUCAGGCUAAGCGACUCGACAUUGACGCGCGAAAGUACAGGCAGCCAAGCGAGCCAGUCUUUGAAACGGCUGUUGUGGUUCCGACCUCAGUUUCAACUGACAGCACUUCAGUAGAGCAACACGGGGAUGUCUUGCAAGGACUCGGACCUUUCGGCACGCGAUAUCCUAUUACUUUCGAUAUUACACCAUUGAAAAGUGAUACGUAUUUUCAUUCAGACACUUUCAUAGGCUCCGAAAACUUUCGACGUGCGUUAUCGGUUGGCGGACAUGACACUCGAGAUCUGGACGAGCAUGCAGGAUACUGUACAGUCUCGCAUGGCUCGGAAACGAUCAGAUGUGGACCCUGGAAUGAUGAGACCUACUCCCGAAUCAACAAGUUGAUAACAACGAUCUGGCCACCCCCAGGCGAGCACCAUGAACAGGGAAUCGGCGGGACUCUUUUUAUUGAUGUCAUGACAUCUCUCUCUGCAAUUUUGAGGGCACUCGCUCUCUACUUCACUAAUCACCUCAGCUUCCUAGACCCGAUCGACCGGAGCGAGUUCACCCUAAAGAUGCAGCAUAUUCUUCAGUUGCUCUUCGAUCGAGUCUCUACAAGUUCCCUAGAUGAUUCUGAAGCUCAACCAUUACCAGGUCAGGUAGCGUCCACCAACCGUGUGUUGAGUCAUUUGCUCGUCGUGAGUACACAAGUCUAUCAAAUUGCACAAAAGCCCGUAGUCUCCAACGUCGAGAAAUGCAAGCUUCUGAACCUGAUCAAAGACACGUCUCGAUUGCUUGUCAGAGAUUUCAUUAAGAGAACACAAGAGCUGUACGACUUCCACGACAGGAACAAGCUUCACAAAGAGCGCGAGAAUGGUAUUCAAGACAGGGACGCUCUUGUCGAGAGCGUUGUCAUCUGCAUGCAUUCCCUAGAACUGCCCAACACACGUUCCUUGGGCUUUUGGGACUUGGUCGGUCAAGAACUAUCAGCAUCUCUCUCCUCAGCACGGCAGAUACAAAUCUUUGAGAGAGUUUGGGCAACUAUAUUCUCGCUGCUACCAUUUCACGAAUUCGACUUGUCAGGUAUCCCCAAUCGAAGUCGAACCUCAUGUUUCGACAGUGACAGCUGGAGCUGCAUUCGCGACCUCAUGAGCCAAGUCUUCAAGCUAUAUGCAGGCACAUUCAGACAGAAUGGCUCAUCAGCCAACGAUUAUGUCCGCGCCAAUCUCACCAGAUGCUAUGUGCUCAUCAACGACUGGCACUGGAGCCGUCCUGAACAGGUCCUCAAUGUCGUUUUUGACUUCUUCGGCAGACAUGGUCUGAAGCCGCUCCGACGGGAGACCAUCACAGGAUCAGCAGACUUUCUACAAGACUUUGCUGCAGGAAGCAGCUUGUCGCUUGCACCCAACGAAAGCUCUUUCCAUGUUGCGCUCAAAUGUCUGUUGACAGGCUUGCGAGGCAUGAAUGACACGUAUCCGGAAAAGAAGAUUCGGAGCUUCGUAUUCAGACUCGUUCCCAACCACGGGCGUACGUAUCCGAAAGAUCAGUCACUCGAAGAGGAGAGCUUAGCUGCUCUUCGUAACCACCACGACCUACUCUCUGCGCUCUACUGUGCAGCUCCACCUUCCUGUCGUCCAAAGUUGACUCUGAUCCGCGGACUCGUGAGCCACGAGAACUCGCAUCGCGAAGCAUGUAGAGUUAACGUUCGUGCCUGGGCGAACUUGACCGCUUUUCAGUUAUCGACAGAAGAACAAUAUGAAGCUGCGAAGCCUUUUGCCCUUUGGUACAAGGAUAUCAUGCAUCAAACCUUGAAACAAUAUCGACUAGCCAAGACCGAGGCUGAAGAGUACCUCAAAUUGGGAGUGCUGGACGGGACGGCCGAAGUAUCUGCGGUCAUGGUACGACAAGCGAUGGAGAGAAAUCAGGGACAGGUCAUUGCAACUCUGCGUGAUAGUAUCACAGGUAUGAAGAAGGCCAUUGAGCGUGCUAGAGACCAGGUCGGUAUUGCUACAUUCUUGACCGACUCCGAUAUUGUACAUCUGCUUGAACUCCCACACCUGGAGGACCUUCGACUUCUCAGUGUUAUCAGGGACACUCUCGUAGUCUUUCGAAGGUACGCUUUUCUGCAAAAAGCCCAGGCUACGCAUGAAGCAAGUCAACCGAGAAGCGAAGAGAGCCAAGAUUACGGAGACUUUCCCGACCUGGACGAUCUGGAUGAUACAGAAGCACUGCAAGCUGUCCAAACCAAAGCUUCGUCACUACCUUCGCGCCUCGAUUUCGUGCAAGCGCCGCUAUGGCACCUGAUGUCUAACGCUUUUGGGGCCGAGCAUUCCCCAGAUGAUAACCUUCUCAUGGAUUGUGUUGACACAUGGGUCCUCAUUGCUGGUGAUCAGGUCAUGACUGGGGCGAGACAGUGGUCGCACUAUAUGGACUCGUUCAGCCAGAUGUCAUGGCAACAGCUACGACAAACCGAGCAGACCAGGAAGUUCGGCCCAUACUUCAUGUCGGCGCUAAUUGCCUGUGACCCUGCUGCUUACGAGGAGCAUCGCUACGAAUUUUUAACAGCUCUACUUCUUUCUCUGGCCGACCGCGAGUCCAUGCUCAGAUUCCAAUAUCAGCUUUUGGAUGCCAUCGUGCGAACAGAUCAAGACCAUCCUCUGUUGAGAAAUAUCCCAUUCUUUCGAACCGGGCAGAGCGGAGAUCUGGACAUUACUGCUGAUACUGUGCGGUCGAGACGCCUCGCUCUCAUCUCCAGCUUACUGUCCAGUAUGCGGGAGGACGUAUUCGUAACCUCGGUGCAAGAACCAACACGUACUGCCGAGGUGAAGAGAUUGUAUGCGGCGAUGCUGAAAGACUUCAUGGCCAGACUAAAGAGCAACUACCAAAAGCUGCAGCAAGGAGGCACAGUCACGGGAGCAUAUGUGGAGUUUGUCCAAAAGAUCGUCCAGUUCCUCAAGCAGUACACAGGUGAUAUUUGUCCUGUUCUGCCGUUCUUCACUGACUCGGUGGCAUUUCCACUACCGUCUACGGACCCCACGUAUGUGGUUGGUCGGCUAUGUGGGUACGCACCGAAUGUGGAAACUCCUGGGAUCGCCAAACAGCUAUCUGUGUUCAUACAGACCGUAGCGCAGCAAGCCGCUGCUGACAAUCAACAAGAAUACCUUGUGAACCAGCUCACAACCGCUCUGCGCCCAAACGAAGCUUCUGUUGCAGACCGGUUGGCGUUACGAACAGUGCUGCUCCAAGGGAUUUUCCCAGCGUAUAUCGAAGAAGCGUACUCGUCACCUACAGGUUAUCUUGUUGCAAGACCCAUUCUGCGUUGCCUUCCAGCUAUGCUAGACGAUAUGAUCUUCGAUCUACGUGUCAGUCAAUCUAGCUCUCUGUCAACAAUUAUCCAGAACAUUCUUUCUGUUGCACAUGCCUUCUUCAGAGGUACCGAGCAGUUGAAGGGUGACUAUCUCCUCUUUCGACAGUCGAACACGCUGAGCGGCUUGGUGUACAUGCUCGGAGCCGCAACGUCAAUUAUGCGCCUGACCGAUUACCUUGUGGACCGGACUACGUACAACAUCGAGCAUGGUAGGCCACUGUUUGUCAUCUACAUGGAAGAGUUUAGUGGAUACGUUGCAAAGAUGAUCGAGGGAACAGCAGCAAACAAUUUGCCCUCGUACCAAGGAGACGCACAUGAAGGGGUAUCAAGUCCGAAGUAUGUGGACAUUUUAGCGUUCUGCAAACGAGGUCUGAAGAGCAGCCUAGAAACGAACUGGAGUGAAGAUCAAGGCUCUAUCUGGUUUGGCCAGGGUCGUGCAAAGAAGGAAGUCGUACUCGACAUUGGGUCGAGUGAGGACGAGAGGGUCAGAUUAAGAUACGCGCUGAACAGGUUCCAGCACAGUAUCCGCGAGGUAUCCAACAACUACCCGCAAGGUUUUGGAGACGAUGUUGUUGUCUAG
Molecule: messenger RNA, 6789 nt
Organism: Ascochyta rabiei
Lineage: Eukaryota; Fungi; Ascomycota; Dothideomycetes; Pleosporales; Didymellaceae
Exons: 1
Coding region: 1-6789 (2262 amino acids)
Biological process (GO): double-strand break repair via homologous recombination; replication fork processing
Cellular component (GO): Cul8-RING ubiquitin ligase complex; nucleus
Source: RefSeq, a predicted model, not a curated record